GAAAACUGGACAGGACUGCAGACGCUGAGAGACGUCGAUAUGGAGCUCUACACCGGACUACAGAGACUAACCAUCAUGAACUGCAACCUGAGAGCCAUCCAACCUCGGGCCUUCGCUCAGAACCCACACCUGCGUUACAUAAACCUGUCGAAGAACCCUCUCACCACGCUGUCCUGGCAGCUCUUCCAGAACCUCCAGCUCUCUGACUUGCGUUUGGAUGGGGUGGUGUUUGACUGUGGCUGCAGCAUCCGCUGGAUCCAGCUGUGGCAGCAGAGAGGAGAGGCCAACCUCCACACCCAGCAGCUCUACUGCAGGAACGGAGCCUCUAAAAUCCGACUGCACAACAUGUACAUCGGCAACUGUGACUUGCCAGAGAUCAGUGUCAGCCACAGCAACCUGACAGUGAUCGAGGGAGACAACGUGACGGUGAGCUGUAACGGCUCCGGCGCCCCCCUGCCUGAGGUGGACUGGACUGUCGCUGGCCUGCACUCCAUCAACACUCACCUGUCCAAUGUUUACUGGCCCAACAUCCACUCCAUCAACAUGACCCUGUUCAACGUGAGCCGUGAUGACAACAGCUACCUGCUGACCUGCAUCGCAGAGAACGUGGUGGGGAUGACCAACUCCUCCAUGCAACUUAAUGUGCUCUUUCCACCAGUCAUUUUGAAGCUGGAGGAGCCCGAGCGUCGUCAUGAUACGUGCAUCGAGUUUACGGUGCGAGGCUUCCCCCACCCUAAGCUACGCUGGUACCACAAGCAGAGAGAGAUUCUCCAGAGCCAGUAUAUCCACACCGAGAUGGACUUCUACCAGGAUUACCUGGAGGGCUGUCUGACCUUCAAGAAUCCCACGCACCUGGACAACGGCAACUACACCCUGGAGGCCAGCAACUAUCUGGGAACCGUCACCAAGACGGUGCAUGGACACUUCCUCAUGGCCCCUGACCUCGAUGAGGGAGGUGAGUGGAUCCUUUUUGAACAUGUCUCGCCUGUGCCAAUGCUGACCGACUCCGGCAGACCGGACGAGGACACUUUCGGGGUGUCCAUCGCCGUGGGCCUGGCGGGCUUUGCUUGUGUCCUCCUCAUCGUCCUCUUCGUGCUCAUUAACAAAUACGGCCGCCGCUCCAAAUUCGGUAUGAAAGGGCCCGUAGCUGUGAUCAGUGGAGAGGAAGACUCCGCCAGCCCACUCCAUCACGUUAACCACGGGAUUAUCACUCCCUGCACCCUCGAUGCUGGUCCUGAUGCGGUUGUCAUAGGGAUGACUCGCAUACCAGUGGUGGAGAACCCGCAGUACUUCCGACAUGGACACAACUGCAACAAGCCCACCACCUACGUUCAGCACAUUAAGAGGAGGGACAUCAUCCUGAAGAGGGAGCUGGGAGAAGGAGCGUUUGGAAAGGUCUUCUUGGCGGAGUGCUACAACCUCUGCCCCACCAAAGACAAGAUGCUCGUGGCCGUCAAGACGCUGAAAGACCCCAACCUGUCUGCCAGGAAGGACUUCCAGAGGGAGGCGGAGCUGCUCACCAACCUGCAGCAUGACCACAUUGUUAAAUUCUAUGGCGUGUGUGUGGACGGAGACCCUCUGAUCAUGGUGUUUGAGUACAUGAAGCAUGGAGACCUCAACAAGUUCCUUAGAGCCCAUGGCCCUGAUGCAAUGAUCCUGGUGGACGGCCAGCCCCUGCAGUCCAACGGGGAGCUGGGCCUCUCCCAGAUGUUGCAUAUUGCUACCCAGAUCGCCUCAGGAAUGGUUUACCUGGCUUCUCAGCACUUUGUUCACCGAGACCUGGCCACACGCAACUGCCUGGUGGGGAAUGGCCUGCUGGUCAAGAUCGGAGACUUUGGCAUGUCCAGGGACAUCUACAGCACUGACUACUACAGGGUUGGAGGACACACCAUGCUACCUAUCCGCUGGAUGCCACCAGAGAGCAUCAUGUACAGGAAGUUCACCACCGAGAGCGACGUGUGGAGCUUUGGGGUCAUCAUGUGGGAGAUCUUCACCUAUGGGAAGCAGCCCUGGUUCCAGCUGGGCAACAAUGAGGUGAUCGAGUGCAUAACCCAGGGCCGGGUUCUGGAGAGGCCACGGGUUUGCCCCAAGGAGGUGUAUGACAUUAUGCUGGGCUGCUGGCAAAGAGAGCCGCAGCAACGACUAAACAUUAAGGACAUUCAGAAAAUCCUCUUCGCCAUGGGGAAAGCCACGCCCGUCUACCUGGACAUCCUCGGCUAA
Lampris incognitus (smalleye Pacific opah) is the source of this 2220-nucleotide messenger RNA. It is a transcript of the gene ntrk3b, whose product is annotated as neurotrophic tyrosine kinase, receptor, type 3b. Gene Ontology annotation, cellular component: signaling receptor complex; axon; plasma membrane. Lineage: Eukaryota; Metazoa; Chordata; Actinopteri; Lampriformes; Lampridae. The record is from RefSeq and is a predicted model, not a curated record. Bases 40 to 2220 code for a protein of 726 amino acids. Gene Ontology annotation, biological process: protein phosphorylation; cellular response to nerve growth factor stimulus; multicellular organism development. Gene Ontology annotation, molecular function: transmembrane receptor protein tyrosine kinase activity; neurotrophin receptor activity; neurotrophin binding. The transcript is spliced from 17 exons.